This is a messenger RNA of Mauremys mutica (yellowpond turtle), 3402 nucleotides long. Its product is annotated as TGF-beta receptor type-2-like. The record is from RefSeq and is a predicted model, not a curated record. Gene Ontology annotation, molecular function: type I transforming growth factor beta receptor binding; ATP binding; metal ion binding. Gene Ontology annotation, biological process: cellular response to growth factor stimulus; transforming growth factor beta receptor signaling pathway; protein phosphorylation. The transcript is spliced from 8 exons. Gene Ontology annotation, cellular component: plasma membrane; signaling receptor complex. Bases 1625 to 3325 code for a protein of 566 amino acids. NCBI's taxonomy places the organism in Eukaryota, Metazoa, Chordata, Testudines, Geoemydidae.
AGGAAACAAAUAAAAGGUGACUUUUUCCUGGACUGCUCUGUGCUACUAAGGUAAAUUUAAGCAACUCAGGCAAAUUAAAAGGAAAACAGAUCUCCUGUGAUAGAUGAUAAUGAGAGUUCAUUUUACUCGUGACUGCUUCUGCAAUAUGAGGAACUACUUAGGCUCUGUGGAAGGUGCAGUGAGGACUGGUGCUUUCUAAAAGCAGAAAUUUCAGAGACUCCUACUCAUUCAGAAGGGAGAAUAUACAUCUUUGCCACAAACUUUUUUGUUAGAGUGAAUGUGUCUCUGCUGUGCAUGGAACUGAGGGACUAACAGCAACAGAGCAGGCAGAGUGAACAGAUGUUGUUUAAUGCAGUUUCCUUGCUUCUGCUAUUUUUUGCUGAUUUUUCUUCAGUGUUCACACUAUGAUAAGUGGACUUAGAAUUAAAAUGCAACCAUGUGAUAAUUUUCUCUUACAUGAACCAAAAUGCAUCUGUUGAUUCGGUAACUGUUGAUCAGUUACAGUCUCUGUGCCUUAAACUGAAUAUUACAUACUUUCUUAUGGCCAGCAAUGAAACAGUGGUUGUGACUGCAAUGGAUACACCCUGUUUUCUUUCCUGCCCAAAGCCAGAAGGGACUUUCUCUGUAUGACAUGCAAACUGGUGGCUGUGCUGUAAGAAAAGAUACGUGGUCUGGAAGGACAAUUACAGACACUGUGGAGCACCAAAAAGGCUGAGGUGUUUUUGGAGAAUCAGAUCCAGGAAGCAUCACCAUCUCAAAGUCCAGAAAGGAACUGGUCACCAAGGAACCAGUUCAUAUUCAUAUCACGAGGAUGAGGAUGAAAUACUUUCCAUUCCGACAGUAACACAGGAGGAUAUUAAACAGUAGCUAAUAAAGACCGCCAUUUUUAAACUAGCAACUCCAGAUUAAAAAAACCUCCUGAAUGCAAGUUAAGAGUUGACUGAUGAGCUCUCUGGGUUGUUAAUGUUGAUUUUCAACAUGUCUUGGAACAGUGGGAAACUAGAGGAACUAGAAGAACCUUGGAAACUAGAGGAACCUUGGCUGUUCAUAGUCACCAGAGGCAAGAGGACCAGGUGGCAUUCUACACAGCUGUAAGCAAAAGUGGAAGGGAAGGCUGUGACUACUAGAGAGAAGAGGACUAGGAAGAACUGCACAAAGCUAGAUGUAGCCACUCGUUCUGUUCUUCAGCUGGAAACUGCAGAAAACAUCUCUGACAAUCAAGCUGGAUGAAUGGAAUGGAGAGUUGUAUGGGACAUACCUGCUAUUGGCUUUUCAGCCCAACCUACAAGGCAAUCAAGUAUGUGCACAAUGAGAUCUCCAACUGUCCAUGGAAGACUGAUGAUCCUUGUUGGGGAUUCUGUACUAAGAAGAAUGGAAAGAACAUUCUGCAAGAGACAACAGGAUGGUGUGCUGUCUUCCUGGAGACAAGAUACAGGAUGUCAUUCCAAGAUUGGUUAGGGUUCUGAGGUCAAUAGGCCAGGAACCACUGGACAUAGAUGCAUGUCAGCACUAAUGACAAUGCUUUGCAGGAUACCUCAGAGAAUAGAGAUGACUUCAGGGAACUCUGAAUGUUCCUGAAGAAAAAGAAUGUCCAAGUGAUCUUCUGACAGAGCUUUCCUAUCCCAUGAGUGAAGGAAGACAGAAGGCAGAAGAUUCUGGAAAUGUACAGCUGGCAUGUUCUGCCGGGGCACGGAGAAAUCUGAAGACCAACUUGUGUAAAUGGUGUGACUCCACCUCCCCAGUGUGUGAGGAAAAGGUGUGCUACAGCAACUGUAAUUUGAACUCCUAUUGUGAGAGUCCAUAUGAAAUCUGUGUGGCCAUAUGGAAGCAAGACAAUGACAGCAUUAAGAUCAGCACUCUGUGCCACAACCCACAGCUCCCAGUAGAAAAUGUAAUGGUUCCAAAUUACAACACCUCACGGUGCAUCAUGACCCAUCAGUCUAGUGAGGAAGGAAUAUUUUACAUCUGUGGUUGUGUGGAUGAACAGGAAUGCAACGAUAAACUAAUAUUUGAAAACCACACCAAUGGAUACUCCAUGCUGCAGAGCAAAGAGGUCAUUCCUGUAGCAGCAAUAAGCCUACUCCCCCCUCUGCUCGUGGCUGUCAUGAUAACGGUGAUAUUUUACCUCUGCCGCACCCAGAAGCAGAAAAAGAGAGCCAAGGACUGGGGCCAGAAGCACACACAGCACCAGGCUUUGCCCGAGCCAGGAAAAGCUGAUGAGGACGAUGAGAAAUUAUCUGUGAUGACAGACGACAAUCACUCCGGCAUGAGCUUCACCUGCACCAACAGCAUCAACCAUAACACCGAGCUGCUGCCCAUUGAGCUGGAUGAGAUAGUGGGGAAAGGCCAGUUUGCUGAGGUCUGGAGGGCCAAGCUGAACCACACCACUUCGGGGCAAUACGAGACAGUAGCUGUUAAGAUUUUCCCGUGCGAGGAAUAUUCCUCAUGGAAAAAUGAAAGCCAGAUCUUUACAGAUGCCAGCCUCAAGCAUGAGAGCGUCCUUCAAUUCCUUACAGCAGAGGACAGGGGGUCUGGGCCCCGGAAGGAAUACUGGCUCAUCACUGCCUACCAUAGAAGGGGCAACCUGAAGGACUAUCUGUCCCGACACAUUCUGAGCUGGAUAGACUUACAAAAAAUGGCCGGCUCCCUGGUGAACGGCGUGGCCCACCUGCACAGCGACUACACUGCCUGUGGCAGGCCAAAGAUCCCAGUCGCUCACCGGGAUAUCAAAAGCACCAACAUCCUGGUGAAGAGCGAGUGGGAGUGCGUGAUUUGUGAUUUUGGCAUUGCUCUAAAGCUAGACCCUUCCUUAACAGCAGACGACUUUGCUAACAGCGGGCAGGUUGGCACUGCCAGGUACAUGGCUCCUGAGGUUCUAGAGUCUAGAGUGAAUCUGGAAGACCUGGAGUCCUUCAAACAAAUGGACGUCUACUCCAUGGCCUUGGUUUUAUGGGAAUUGGCCUCCAGGUGUGAGGUUGUAGGAGAGGUAAAAAGUUACGAGCUACCUUUUGGGUCGAAAGUCCAGGAGCAACCCUGUGUGGAUACCAUGAGAGACAUUGUGCUGCAUGGCAGAGGGCGCCCAGAGAUACCUUGCAACUGGCUAGUGCAUCAGGGAAUGCACUUUCUGUGCGACACCAUCACAGAGUGUUGGGACCAUGACCCCGAGGCUCGCCUUACAGCCCACUGUGUGGCAGAGCGGUUCAAUCUGAUGGCACAAAUGGACUGUGAUGACAUCCUCAACAACAAUACAGACAAUGAAGGCAGCAAAACAGCCCAUCGAAGUGGGGAACAUCAAGCCAGUGACGGGAAUAGAAAUACCCAGUGACAGGAAGAAAUGAAAGCCUCGUAUCAAAAAGAAACAAGGAAAUUAAAGACAAGCACGUGGCUCUAAAAAAAUAAAUU